UGGGGUUCAAAUCCGGUCACUUGCACAACCAAUAUAACUUUUUAAAUCAAUUUAAUUCUAAUCUUUUAAAAGAUUUUAAUUUAGUUAUAUUGCAAAACUUUUUUUAUGACUUUAAAAGAUUUUUAAAUUCGAAGGUAUACUAAGAAUUUCAACAUGAAAGUUUUUGUGAAUUAUAUUGGUAUGUGUUACACGGUUCCAUGUGAAAACGGUGAUGAAACAAUCAGUUGGCUUAUAGAUGAGACCUUAAAACGAAAAGCUAACAUUUUUGAAAACAGCGCUGAAGAAAAUGUAAUAUUAGAAGAACGAAAAAAUUUGUUCCUCAGGCAUUCUAAACAUUUUGGAAUACUUAAUAGUAAUGAUAAAAUAAAAGGAAUUCUCGAUGAUGGAGACUUGGUACACUUAAAAAGUCUAAAAGAAGAUAUUAUUUCCCAAAGUUCGACACACGGAAAUGAUCAUUUAGUUGUUGACCCUUGGUCAUCGUCAAGAAAGGUGAUUUUUAUUGAUGGAGAUUCUUUGACCACAAAAGAACUUGUUGAAUGUGGUAAAGGAAACCUUUUUAUUAAGUUAACAGAAAAUGCACGCCAUAAAGUGCAAAAAGCACGCGACCUAAUAAAUGAUAUUGUUCGUGAACAUAAAGUUGUAUACGGGGUAACAACAGGAUUUGGAAAUUUUGCAAAUGUUGUUAUUAGCGAAGAAAACUUAAAACAGGUGCAACUAAAUCUUAUAAGAUCGCAUGCAUCAUGUGUUGGAGAGCCGUUAACAUUAGAAAGAUCAAGAAGUCUAUUAGCAUUGAGAAUCAAUGUUCUAGCGAAAGGUUACAGUGGUAUUUCUGUUGAGAAUCUUGAAACAUUAAUUGAUGUAUUUAACUCUGGUUGCAUCUCAAAAAUUCCUCAAAAAGGAACGGUUGGCGCUAGUGGAGAUUUAGGGCCAUUAUCUCAUCUUGUACUAGGACUGCUUGGAGAGGGAUCAAUGUGGGGACCGAAGACUGGUUGGGCUGAUGCUUCAACGGUUUUAUCAGUUCACGGCUUAAAGAAAUUGGAUUUAGGACCUAAAGAGGGAUUGGCAUUAAUCAAUGGAACACAAAUGAUAACUGCUUUAGGAUGCGAAGCGGUGGAACGUGCCAAAGCUAUUUGCAAACAGGCUGAUAUUGUUGCUGCACUAUCAAUUGAUGUGCUUAAGGGAACAACUAAAGCUUUCAAUGAAGAAAUUCACAAAACCCGACCUCAUAAAGGACAAAUAUUGGUUGCUUCAAGGCUACGAUCUUUGCUUCAUUCCAAUGUCUAUCGUUCAGAAGUUUCUGAGAGUCACAAAUUCUGUGGAAAAGUGCAAGAUGCUUAUACAUUAAGAUGUUGUCCUCAGGUUCAUGGUAUUGUUAAUGAUACAGUUGAAUUUGUUAACAGUGUUUUAACAGUUGAAUGCAACAGUGCUACUGAUAAUCCUAUGGUAUUUGCAGAUCUAGGUCAAACAAUAUCAGGUGGAAACUUUCAUGGUGAAUACCCUGCAAAAGUUCUUGACUACCUUGCAAUUGGCAUACACGAACUUGCAAACAUGAGUGAGCGAAGAUUGGAGCGUCUUAUUAAUCCAAAUUACAGCAAUUUACCAGCUUUUCUAGUUAAUAAUGGAGGUUUAAAUUCAGGUUUUAUGAUAGCCCAAUGUACUGCUGCAGCUCUUGUAUCGGAGAAUAAGGUUCUUACACACCCAUCCUCCGUAGAUUCUCUCACCACAUCAGCAGGAACAGAAGAUCAUGUUUCUAUGGGUGGUUUUGCUGCUAGAAAAGCAAUUGACGUUGUAGAACAUGUUGAAUAUGUUCUUGCCAUUGAGUUGCUUGCUGCAUGCCAAGGAUUAGAAUUUUUACGACCACUUAAAUCAACUGAACCACUUGAAGCUGUAUACCGUACUGUACGCUCAGUUGUUCGAGCGUAUGAUACAGAUCGUUUUAUGGCUCCUGAUAUAGAAGCAGUAGUUAAGUUGCUACAAGAAGAAAAGAUUUGGAACGCUGUUGAACCAUAUAUCAAACUCUAUGAUAUCGAAAUGGAAAAAAAGAAUGAAGAGUUUGUACAGCCUCUAAGUAGUUAAAUGGUAGAUUCACCAUCGUGCGCCUAACCAACAUUGAAGAAAAAAAAUAGUUUUGUAACAGUUUUGUAUUUACUUUUAUUAAAUUAUAAACUUUU
Messenger RNA from Hydra vulgaris (swiftwater hydra), 2171 nucleotides. Its product is annotated as histidine ammonia-lyase. Gene Ontology annotation, biological process: L-histidine catabolic process. Gene Ontology annotation, molecular function: histidine ammonia-lyase activity. Gene Ontology annotation, cellular component: cytoplasm. The record is from RefSeq and is a predicted model, not a curated record. Lineage: Eukaryota; Metazoa; Cnidaria; Hydrozoa; Anthoathecata; Hydridae.